GGAGGAGGGCUGCCUAAUAUUCGUUAAAAUAUUUAUUUAUUUUUUGAUAUUCAAAUUAUAUUUGAAUAACGAAGUUCGGAGUCAAAGCCCUAGUGUAGUCCCAGUUAGGUGUGGUGUAGAGCCAGUGAGGUGGGGUGUAGAGCCAGUGAGUCGGUGUAGAGCCAGUGAGGUGGUGUUGUAGAGCCAGUGAGGUGGUGUUGUAGAGCCAGUGAGGUUUGGUGUAGAGCCAGUGGGGUGUGUUGUAGAGCCAGUGAGGUGGUGUAGACCCAAUAGGUUGGGGUGUGUUCCAGGCCCGGAGCAGGAGGAGAAGAGCAGGCUGGAGGAGCAGCUGCGGGCAGCAGAGGAGAAGCAACGGUACAGGAGGAGGCAGAUCAGGGAGCUGCAGGACGACCUUCAGGGGAUGAACAGGACCAUGGAGUUGCUGAGGCAGGAGGAGCAGGCUGAGUGCGAACGGACGCACAGCGCUCAGUUACACGUGGCUCAGCUCAACAAGGAGGUCGAUUCCCAGAAGGAGAAACUGGAUCGAGUCACUAAACAGUGUUCCAAGUUGACCAGAGAGACCCGGUCUGCCAAGAGCGGUGCGGGGCGGAGCUUCGAGGAGCGGGACAUGGAGCUGAGAGAGACGAGGGACUUCAACCGCAGCGUCGGCCGUACACUGCUGGAGGCGGUGGAGGACACGCCCCCCCUCCGGGCCUCCAUCCACCAGUACUUUCUGCAGGCCAACCUGUCCCUGCCCUCCCCCUCCUCCACCCGCCAGAGCUCCAGGACCAGCUCUGCUCGCAGCUCAGUCUCCCUGAGGUCCUCCGCCUCCGCCUCCUCCUCUGCAAGCAACAGUCCCAGGGGCUCAACGCUGUGCUCUCUCACCACCAGGACCCUGGAGCUGGGCCUAGGUCUGUCUGUCACCUCCCCAACUCCGGCCGGGUCCCCGGGCCCAGGCAGCACCAACAGCAGCAGUGGUAGUAGUGGAAUUCGCAGCAGCAGACGCAAUAGCCCCUAGUGUCGGUUUGAUACUGGUUUCCGGAAAUUGACCCCCCGUCGGCCAUGGAUACGUUAUACGUCUGUGUUUAGAUGAUGGAAAGGAUUGCGUUAUGUUGCUUGUUAAAGGAUUGUUAAAGGUAAUGUUUUGCCUGUGAUUUGUCUUCACACAGUGGGGGAUAUUCAGUGUAUAUAUUUUUAAUUUAAUUUAGAGGUUCCAGAAAUGAUCCCGCAUCUUGCUGGAGAUUGACAUGUUCAGACCCAGCCAGAGAGAGAGUCUGGGGGCUGGGGACAGGGCAUCGUAGCUCCCUGUAGGAUUAGCCAAACAUGUCACAUGAUAUCCCAUUCACAGGAAAUAGCUUGUUUCCGUGGUCAAACACAACUGGUUGGACAAGGGGGAGGUUCCUAGCCACCUGAGUAUAUAAAGUCAGUGGGCCGUUGUACACUUUCCAAAGCAGUCCCUCUUGAUUCUUCCCUCACCCAUAUGUUGAGGGAAUCAAAGACGAGAGUUGGUGUUCACCUGUAUUAAUUCCGACAGAGACCACAUCCGCACACGUUCACAUCCAGACGAGACGAAAAGAAUUUCCUGCCAAGUUCAAACUUUCUGGGAUUUUUUGAACCCAGACAACAUGUUGCUUGGUGUUUUCUUUGCAUUUUGGUUGGCACCUUCUGAUGUGCAAACUACAAGUAAGGAAAGUUUCGUUAUUUAUUGUAUUCCAGAAUAACGAAAUAGGCCUAAUGGGGGAUAAAUUAUAUGAAGACUUUUUCUAAAUCAUUUCAUGUUCUAAUACACUACAAUUAAAUAUUGACAUAAGUGGAGUCAUUCAGCUAAUACUGUUCUUUUGUGCUAGCUAUGUAAAAUAUUUUGCGACAGAGCUGAUAAGUUCAGUGUAUCAUCCGAUCAUUUGAUCAUUCCAUUCAUUCAUCCAAACAAAAAAACGAGUCAAAUAGUUUUUCUGUUUUUUCUUCAUGCACCAACAUUUUUAUAAUGGUGUUUGUUUUCCUAUUCUCAGCUCGAAACGGAUAUUAUAAUAAACAAGGAAACCAAAACUAAAUAAAGAAUUGACUUAUUUCUUUAUAUAUCUUCCCACUUCGCAUGCUUUUGCGCAUACACAAUGUAGCUAUAGUUGCUCGGUGUGUGCCAACACACUGGUGUAACACCAAAUUUUGUGACCCCAAGUGUGACUCCAAGGGUCGCUGUUGCACAUUUUCUGCAACAUGCAGGAGUUUGAAGCAUAGACAGGCAUGAAUUCCACGUGCGAAAACAUGCAGAAGCUUAAAACGUAAAACUAGUCAUUGAUCGCUCAAAAUAGGUGCAUUCAUUGCAACGGCUAAUUUGAGCAAGUUGAGUGGCUGAAGCAAAACGGUUGAUUUGCGUCUGUGCUGGCAUGAAGAUGAUGGCUCUUUCUUUCUUGAUACAAACGUGCAGCCUACUUCUGCGACCUCCAUGGAAUCAUCACAAGCGCCUACUGGCACGUCUUUUGCAAUCCUCAGAGCGACCAUUCAGUCUCAGUCUUCUUUAAUUAAUCGAGACAUUAAGCUACUUUUGGAAAAGGUAUAUGUCUUAUAGCUUCAGUAAGCAUUGUGUGUUAUUCUAGAUUGAAGUCCCCUUCGUCUUUGUUCUUGUACAUCUCCAUGCCCUUAGCCAGCUAUGUACCCUGGCCUAACCAAAUCCUGACUAUGGCCCUGUCGCCAUGCUCUUUAAUAGGUGUAUAUACAUUAAGGAAUAAUACACGGCUAAUCUUUUUAUGUUUCAGCUCUCUGAAGUCAUCCUUAAAUUUCGACCAGACCUGAAGAUCAAAUUAACUACAACAUACGUCCCUGUGGUCCAGAACGGGGGUAAGAAGCCUCUGGGUCAGGAGACUCCUGCUCCAGAGCCUCUGGGUCGGACGACUCCUGCUCCAGAGCCUCUGGGUCACGAGACUCCUGCUCCAGAGCCUCUGGGUCAGGAGACUCCUUCUCUAGAGCCUCUGGGUCAGGAGAGUCUGGGUCCGGAGCCUCUGGGUCAGUAGACUCCAGCUCCAGAGCCUCUGGGUCAGUAGACUCCAGCUCCAGAGCCUCUGGGUCAGUAGACUCCAGCUCCAGAGCCUCUGGGUCAGGAGAGUCUGGGUCCAGAGCCUCUGGGUCAGUAGACUCCAGCUCCAGAGCCUCUGGGUCAGUAGACUCCAGCUCCAGAGCCUCUGGGUCAGUAGACUCCAGCUCCAGAGCCUCUGGGUCAGUAGACUCCAGCUCCAGAGCCUCUGGGUCAGUAGACUCCAGCUCCAGAGCCUCUGGGUCAGUAGACUCCAGCUCCAGAGCCUCUGGGUCAGGAGAGUCUGGCUCCAGAGCCUCUGGGUCGGGAAACUCUGGACUAUUGGCUCUUCCAACUUAAAGGUGCCCUUAAGGAAGGUUUACGUGCUUAAAAAUAUGUCCUGCUUUUUUGGGUAGCCAUCCUGUAUGCAGGGGCCAAAUAUCUGAGCGGAGCAGUGGCAUAAAGAGAGGCAUUUGACAAUGCUGAAUUGUUCUGAAUGCUAACUGACUUUAACUUUUAACAGUUUGCUUGUAAGUUAUUUGCUUUGAUUUGAAUUGAUCAUAUGGUAUUUAUAGUUUAAAUAGCUUUUGUUUGCCAUAUUUGUUCAUCUCAUUGUAAAGUGUUGCUGCUCACUGAUAAAAAAGGUGCAUAUUAUUACAAAAUAGAAAAGGACGUCUACGCUAGUCUGCUACAUACUAUGCUAAUUAUGCAAUUAGUUCACUUCUCAGGAUUUUCUUUAUUAGUGUGGUUGCUACUGCAAGCACAUCUACUGUUCUUUUUAAGUUUUCUUUAUUCCUUUUACGGCCCUAUGUGCAUUUAACUGCUCCUGCAUGCUUUCAGCUUAAACCAUCCAACUAUAGAAACAUCAAGCUGUUUGACGACAUGAUGGACAUAUCUCUGGCUGAAUCCGAAUACUUAGUACAUACUAUUUCUGUUCAGUGUCUACUACUUGACGGUACUACACUUGACAGUGUAGUACGGUCUACAGCUAUGCAUAGAACGCUUCCGAACAUCGCCGAAACUCCACCGGAUGUUUGGAGAUGACGUAUCUCCCCUCAGAUGCCGGCAAAAUUACCUUGAUAAUUGUAGCGUGCUGCGGGUGCUGGACUGGAUGCCUGGACUCUCCUCAUGGAUAACCGGCCAGAACCCCAUCACCAUUUUAAUAUGAUGUACAUGUAUUUACCUGUAUGCCAUUUGUGGCACCCAUUGCACUCCUGACCAUCCCUGGAAGAAGGGAUCCCCUACACUGCGUUUCUUCUCAAGAUUUCUUCCUUGCUGAUUCAAGGGAGUUUUUUCUUGCCCGUGUGGGGGCAUGGGUAAAGGGGGGUGUCACAAAUAUUUGGCCUGUUAAGCCCUUUGAGACUGUAAUGGUGAUUAAGGGCUAUACAAAUAAAAUUGAAUUGAAUUUAAU
Molecule: messenger RNA, 4397 nt
Organism: Gadus macrocephalus (Pacific cod)
Lineage: Eukaryota; Metazoa; Chordata; Actinopteri; Gadiformes; Gadidae
Gene: ccdc39
Product: coiled-coil domain containing 39
Exons: 8
Coding region: 401-997 (198 amino acids)
Biological process (GO): cilium-dependent cell motility; inner dynein arm assembly; cilium movement
Cellular component (GO): axoneme
Source: RefSeq, a predicted model, not a curated record